Molecule: messenger RNA, 336 nt
Organism: Prunus armeniaca (apricot)
Lineage: Eukaryota; Viridiplantae; Streptophyta; Magnoliopsida; Rosales; Rosaceae
Source: the annotation of a GenBank genome assembly
AUGCAGUGGGUCAUUGACUUGGUGGGACCUAUGCCGACGGCACCUGCCAAUAAGGAGAUGAUGAUUGUUGCCACUGAUUACUUCACCAAAUGGAUUGAGGCCGAGGAUUUAUCUUCUAACAAGGAAGCCGAUGUUGAAUGGUUUAUCUGGAAGAACAUUAUUUGCAGAUUCGAUUGCUCGCAAGCGAUAGUCAUCGACAAGGUACAUAGUUCGUGGGCAGGCAGACCACCGUAUUCCUUGCGAAGUAUGACAUCAAACAACACCUGUCAACUCCCAGAUACCCGCAAGGCAAUGGCCAAGCAGAGGCAUCCAACAAGAUCGUGCUGGACUGUCUAA